Molecule: messenger RNA, 2224 nt
Organism: Triplophysa rosa
Lineage: Eukaryota; Metazoa; Chordata; Actinopteri; Cypriniformes; Nemacheilidae
Gene: elovl6l
Product: ELOVL family member 6, elongation of long chain fatty acids like
Exons: 4
Coding region: 121-927 (268 amino acids)
Biological process (GO): fatty acid elongation, polyunsaturated fatty acid; fatty acid elongation, saturated fatty acid; fatty acid elongation, monounsaturated fatty acid
Cellular component (GO): endoplasmic reticulum; endoplasmic reticulum membrane
Molecular function (GO): fatty acid elongase activity
Source: RefSeq, a predicted model, not a curated record
GGCUGGUUAGUUAACUAGAGGCAGCCCUGCUGUGCGGACAGAUUUUACUUGACAGAAGUGUUUUAUUGAAUUGGUCCAGCUUUUUAAACACAGAUAAAUAACUUGUUCACAUUAUUCAUAAUGAACGGGAGUGAAUUUCAGUUUCCUCUGACUGAAUAUGAUUUCGAGAGGCACUUUGAUGAGAGGAUUGCUAUUGACUGGAUGCAGGACAACUGGAAAACGUCGUUUUUGUUCUGUGGUGUUUAUGUGGUACUUGUGUUUGGAGGGCAGCACCUCAUGAAGGAAAGAGCAAGACUUGAUCUGCGUAAAGUGUUAGUGCUGUGGUCCCUCAGUCUGGCCAUCUUUAGCAUCAUUGGAGCUGUGAGAACAGGAUGCUACAUGUUGCACGUCCUCUGCACCAGUGGGUUUAAACAGUCUGUUUGUGAUCAAAGCUUCUACAAGGGUCCCAUCAGCAAGUUUUGGGCUUGUGCCUUCGUGCUAAGCAAGGCCCCUGAACUAGGAGACACCAUAUUCAUCGUCCUGCGCAAACAGCGGCUCAUCUUCCUGCACUGGUAUCACCACAUUACCGUACUGGUUUACUCCUGGUAUUCCUACAAAGACCAAGUGGCUGGUGGGGGUUGGUUUAUGACCAUGAAUUACACCGUGCACGCGCUCAUGUACAGCUACUACGCUGCCCGUGCAGCAGGACUCCGUGUGCCAAAACCCUGUGCCAUCAUCAUCACCUCCUCCCAGAUUGCCCAGAUGGCUAUGGGGCUGGCAGUAAGUGCGCUGGUGUACCGGUGGAUGCAGGAUGGGGAUUGCCCUUCAUAUGUAGAUAACAUAGUGUGGGCUUCGCUCAUGUACCUCAGCUAUUUGCUUCUCUUCUCCUCUUUCUUUUAUCAGUCUUACGUAAAGGGUUCCAAGCCCACGGGCAUCAAAACUGACUGAGACCGAUGGAAGAAUUCUAAGAUUGUUUUACUCUUGAUCGUUUACCUUUGUUGUUGUUUUUUUUAGAUUUUUUGCAUUCUGUUGUCAUUGCCUUAUUUUUGUAUUGGUUGAGCGAGCGUUAUCAAAGCAACAGUUUGUUUGCGUUGUGUGGUUUUAAAUGGCAGAAUGGUUUAGAGGAGCUGACAAACACUUCGGGGGUUGAUCCUCAUAGUGCUGCAUGACUGUUCUUCUCUUUGUCUAACAGACCAAAGUUUCUACUCUUAAAAUCCAUGUUUGUUGACUCUUAGCACUGCAGUAUGAUAACAUGCAGCAUAUGUCUCAGAUGAGCUCAUGUUGGAAGUUGUGCCAAGAGGUGUGUGCGUGCAUUUCUGGCCUGAGAACGUGUCUCAAAUGUACUUUGUCGUUCAUGUUAAAAAAAUGUAUUUCACAGAUACUCUUGUCCAUGCUGGGUGUUAAGUGCCCAUGUACAACUUCAUGAUGUCACAGAAACCUAUAGUAUCUGUGCUGACUGGUUGUACAGGUUUUCUGGGAUUUAAAUUGGUGGAAAGUGUUAUGUUGGAAUUCUCUAGAAUGACGACACCCAUUUCCUCAUUCUGUGCAUGCUUCUGUUCUCACGUCAGUGCUGUUUUGGUUGGCUGAAGUUACAGUAAUUGCAUUCGAGACAGUGAUUGACUCAUGCUUUCACCCACCCUCGAAUAACACAUGGGUGUAGUCCAUAUAGUUUUGAGGUUUCCUAGUUUUGUGACCUCAUGAGGUAUAUCGCAUAACCUGAAAUGUUUUUUUUAUUCAUCACAGUUGGUCACCUAUGGAACAUGGUGGUUUAUUUUUUUCCCAGUGAGUGUGGUGUGAGAGAUUUUCACUUAAGGAGAUCUUCUGUAUUGGUAGACUUCUGAAAACAGGCCUCACUGAAUUCAAUGGAUUUUUUUAUGUGAUGUCUGAUCUAACAUGAUAUCAUCUGAAAUGUUGCUGCUACCUGUGAUAUUUAGUUUGUCUAAACUGUCCUGUUUUCUCCUGUUUCUAAAACGAACAAAUUAUUUGCUCUGUUUUAAAAUGCAUUUUAUGACUUUUUUUCUCAUAUUUGUGAAAUGUUGUUAAACGGCAGCCACAUAAUUUGUUUAGCAUAGUUGUAUGUAAAGUAUUUUUAAAGACGAUUGACACUAGUCCACUGACUUUAUAGAUUACACAAUAUGUCUUUAACCAAAGGUGAAAAAUGUGCCAUAUGUACAAUAUUUAUAUUUUUAAGUGCUACAAAGUGUGUCAAUUUGUGUAUUAACUUUUGUAAUUAAAAAUAAACUUA